Homalodisca vitripennis (glassy-winged sharpshooter) is the source of this 6339-nucleotide messenger RNA. RefSeq lists its product as uncharacterized. The record is from RefSeq and is a predicted model, not a curated record. The coding region runs from base 250 to 690 and encodes 146 amino acids. The transcript has 3 exons. NCBI's taxonomy places the organism in Eukaryota, Metazoa, Arthropoda, Insecta, Hemiptera, Cicadellidae. Gene Ontology annotation, biological process: positive regulation of voltage-gated potassium channel activity; sleep; regulation of synaptic transmission, cholinergic.
AGUAGUAAACUAACAUUCGAAGGGAAGAAGAGGGGCGUGGCACGCGAAACAGGAGCGAAAGGUUUGAGGAAUAGGUAUUAUUAUGAGUAGUCAAUGAAACGGAUGGUAUUGGUGAUAGGGAGUCAGUUGUUGACAAAAUCGACUGAAUUUAGUAAUACAUUUUUGGUUUGUUGUGUUGUGUUGUGUUCGUUCUGAAGCCAUCUAUAACGAUAGUUUAAUCAGAGAAUUUGAUAUAAUUUGAAAAUUACUAUGUCUUUCUUAAGAAAUUACAUAGCCAUUGUUUUUGUUUUAUCAGUCUACUUUUUCUAUGAAGGUGGUGCCAUAAAAUGUUGGGUUUGCCGUUCAGAUUCAGAUCCAAAAUGUGGUGAUCCUUUUGACAACUCAUCGGUUCCUAUAACAGAUUGUAAACAAGAACCAGACCUAGAGCACAUCCCUGGGGUGCGGCCGACGAUGUGCAGGAAAAUCAGGCAAAAAGUGAAAGGAGAGUGGCGAUAUUUCCGAAGCUGUGCAUACCUGGGAGAACCUGGGAUUGGAGGGGAUGAACGAUUCUGCCUUAUGCGUACCGGGACCUACAACAUAUGGAUGGAGUACUGCACUUGCAACACCAAGGAUGGAUGUAACACAGGUUCACUGACUACUCUCUCGUCUAUAGCUGCUCUGCUAUUUGUUAUUGUAGUAUUAUACAGGUGAGCUAUUCACCAUGGAUAGUUCAUUUGUGUCUGAGCCGGAUGCCACUCUGACAAAAGCCAUUGUGAAGUAUUAUCAGAAAUAAUUAGAUUUGGAAUAACAUUGAAGCUUGCGUUUUAGGCUAAAUCUGUAAACAAUGUGUGCACACAAUUAUUGAGAGUAUGAUAGAACUAUUAAAACUACAAUCUGUUUAAGAUAUUUUAAGAGUUAUUUAUAUUGUACAUUGUACCAGAAUGAUUAAGUCGACUCAUUAGGAACACUGUAUCAAAUAAAAAUUUGGAAACAUAAAAAAAAGAAAUCUGUAACUUUGCAUAGUUAAUAUAGCAUGUUUUGUUAAGAAGAUUGGCCACGAUAUGGAAUGGUUUCUUUUUAACUAGGAUAGUUUUUUGUGGGAAAAAUAUUCUAGGCGAAUAAUUAUUUGGUAUUCUUGUUAUAUAAAACACGAUUUUUAUACUAAUUUUUCAAACCUCUCAAUAAAGAAAAUACUACAAACAAAUAAGAAAAUAACAUUAAAAUAGUGAAUCUCACAAUUAUAAUUUCACUGUAUCUCAAAUGUUGCAUGCAUAGUUGUAGCUCAUUGUUUUAUCACUGAUUUAAAAAGAGUGUGUAGAAAUGCUAUACAAGUUUAGUUUUAAUUUUAUCUAUAUGUUAAGCUAUCAAAUAUUUUAUAAGGAACUAUACAAACAGUUAAUUUAAAUUAAUUUUAUUAUUUGUAUUUUAGACUAAUUGUGAACAGAUGGUCGAAAAUGUAUAGGGUGAAGCAGGAACUACAGCAUAGUAACUAGAAGAUGUACUUUAUUUAAAAGAAGAUAUUUAGAAUUAUGGUGUAGUGUAUUACAAUCCUCUAUGUAACUGAUAUUAGCAGUUCGAGUAAUAGCAUGUCUCCCUUACUUUUACACUUCUUUGUAACUGUGGAAACUGCUUUAUCAUAUAACUUUUUCUAUUUUAUCAAAAAAGUUUAAAUUAUAGUAAGCUAGAAAAUAUUUACUUGUCUACACUGAAAUGUAUAAUAUUUAUUAAUAUGAAUAUGAAACAAUAUUUACGAUAUAUUUUGCUUUGCUCAUUUGGAUGCACAAGUCCUUGAAAGAUUCUUUGUUUGAAGGUUAUUUUUGACGAUGGAAGGAUUGUGGAGGAAACAGGAUUUUUCCGGACAUUUGCCAUCGUUCAGUGAAACAAUAAAUCAGUAACACUACGUUUCGAGUAAAUCCUUGAAAGAAAUUUACUUUUUUUCAGUGUACAAGAUACAAACCAAAGUAGCCAUUUUAAAUGGGCAACAGUCUAAUUAUAAGUAUAUAUCUACCAGGACACUGUUUUUAUGAGUGAAUGACAAGUUUGAUCAAUUUGUUAUAAACUGUCAGCUAAAUCAGUCUAGUUGAUUUGACAUAAUCAAAUUUAUUACUGUGGCAGACUAACUCGUCACCAUUUUUGUGUUUUAGGUAAUGUGUUGUUUUUGUGUAUUUGUGUGAUAGAUGUUAUUUAUAAAGUGUCACUGUAUUGUAAUUGUAAAGUUUUUUAUAACUAGACUAAUAAUUUAACGUUACUGUGCUUAUUGCAUAUUGCCUAUAAUCAUUACUUGAUAUAGGAAACACUAAAGAAAACAGCUAAUUUUAGUAGAGAUUUGUCAGAAUUUAAGAAACAUUAAACAAUCCGGAAGCAUUUUAAUUUGAUUUCACCCUGGUGAGGUGAUACUUGCUGACAUAAGAGACAGUCGCAAUUUUGAUGAACCUCUGAUCAUCUUUACCUUAAACACUGGAAUAACACCUAAUUGAUUCAUGCCUAUUUCUGUUUUACAAUUAUCAUAGAACUCAGUAGUAAUACAUUAUAAAUCUUUUUUCAAAAAAUACUAUGAAUAUUACUGUAUGUUAGGUUAAAAUAUUACGUGUGUUACUGAAAUAAUGGGAGCCAUUCUAUAACAAAUCAUGAAAUAUUGUAGACAAUUUUUAUUUAUUUCAUUAGAACUUUAAAAAAACUGUCUAGGCCUCAAAGUACUGCUCUUUAAACUUAAAGUCAAUUAUUUGAAAAUGGAUCAGGAGAUUGGAAUAUCUUCCAGUAACUAUCAUUUAUCAUAGGAAUACAUGGUAUGUCAUUUAAAAAGGAUAUUCCUGUGGUAUCUCAGUUGUUUAGCAGUAAACUGUGUGUGAAGCCACGGUUUAAACUGCUAGUAUUUCCUAUUUGUUGGAAUUUUUGGUUGAAGUACAUGAUAAUGUGUACUUAUUACAUGUAAAAUUUGUGGAUAAGGCAAAGACUUUUGACAUAUUUGUCACUACAUAUGUUAACAAUAGAGCAGAUGGUUCCCAGUUUAAGAGUUAUUCUUAAUUUUUCUCAAAGUGAAAUUUUUGUUUCCUUUAGUACCAUAUAAAUGCAUGUGUGUCUUUGUUAUGCAAUUAUAUUUACUUUUGAUGUUGUAAACUGAUAUAAAGUAUGAGUUAAGAAAACAAUGUCAAAAGGUUUGACUGCAGUGGUUGUAUAGUAUAAAUAACUCAUAAAUAACCUUAAUGAGGUUAUUUAUGAGUUAUUUAUGAAAUGACUGUUACUAAGUGCCUUUAUAAGAAUGUUAGGCAUUACUAACUUAUUUAAUAUGAAAAGUAUAUUAUACAAUGGGGUAAGUGUGUUAAGUUUUGUGUUCGUUCUCUUCCCAGUGUAUAUUUUACGGCUCUUUCUACAGCACCCCAAAAAUAUAGCUGCUAACAUGUUAAUUUUAUCUUAACAGUACUAAAAUUGUCGGAUUCAAUCCAACAGCGGGAUCUAUAAUGGGUUAAUCAUUCUUAGUAUGAAUAUAUUAACUGACUGUAAUUAUGUAUGACUCAAAGAGUUAGGUCCUUGCAAAGCAAUUGAAUUGAGUAACAUUAAAAAGAAACAACAAAAUAACAAUGAUUUACAUUAAUUUAACUGUAGCACCGCACCUAGCUAAUUAUACUUGUAAUACAUAAUUCAGUAUGAAUGUUUAUAUUGAUUAUUUAUUAAUUCCUACCAUAUACUUAAAAUGUUUAUUAGUCCUUAAGUGUAGUCUCGCUGCAAUAGCAAGGGAGCGGUAUGCCAUCUUUGGUAGUUUGAACAAGGGUGGUAAAUUUCCCCAGGAUGACCUGAUAGGUUGUUUUCGGCGGAUUGUAGAACUGCUGAAACCGGAGACUAGUGAGCCUUCUGGUGUGCUUCCGGGGUGCGCAAAAGGCCCUUGAGGCUUAAGUGCAUGGCAAUAGGCCGUCCCAUAGAAGAAGAAGCCUUUAAGAAUCAACUGCUAUGUUUUUAUAUAACAAUGAGAAUUUGGGCAUUUUGCUGUGUAAACAUUGAUUUUCAGAAAAUAAUUUUAAACAGAAUAAAGAAAUAUAAUUUUAGUCUGUCGUAUUUUAGAAUGUUGGCUGCUAGUUGUACUGAAAAACAGUAAUUAAUAAUCAGUUUAUUUUACUUAAAACUUGACUAAGUACCUUGAGAUCCUUAGUUGAACCCAAAUUAUUGUUGAAUUUCUGAAUAGAGUAUUAAAAUUUUUCUACUCAAUGGUUAAGGGACCAAAGAUAAUUGUGUAACGUAUUUCACUUUUAAACUUAAUGUAUCAUAGUUGAUCAUUUGUUCAUUACACAGCACACUUAGUCACUGAAGGGCCCUCAUUGAUUAAAGAUGUUGGAUUAGCUUAUUUUUGUAAUUUCUUUAAUACUAUAUUAAGGGCCUUCAAUAAAUUAAAUCACAUUAAAAAGUGGCAAAAAUGUAUGAUACAAUUUAUGUGACCCCAAAACCCAAAAACCUUAAUAAGUUCCUUCUUUUUAAACAUCUUAUUACUGUUACUGUAUUACACUAUAAUUUUUGAAAGUCAAAAUAAUAUAUUAGUAUAAAAAUAAAAUUAUCAAUUGACACAAAACUGUAUUGAAUAUUGUAAAGAGUAUAAAGUUUCUGUUUUGAUACCAAGCCAUAAUUUUAAGUUAUCUAGAUAAUCAUUAUAUUAUGCAUCAGCCAAGUUUAAUUAAUAUUGGGUUUUCCUAAAAAAAUCAGAGUAGCUUUGUUUUUUCUAAACAUAUUUUGUUGGUUCAAAAAACAAAAAUUUAUUGUUUAACCUUCUAUUGGUCAUUAACUAGACUCUACGUGGAGGAUCUAGACUAAUUUUUCUAAGUUUAUAAAUCAACAAUUCAAAUAUUAAGGCCAAUAUAUUUGUUAUUUGUGUGUUCUUAACGAUUUAAUUAUGAGAAAGUGGUACUUAUGGUUUAAAAAAUUGGAAAAUUUUAAUAAACCAUAAAUGUUAAUGUAUAGUUUGUACAGACCACCAUGUUGAUACAUUAUUUAAGUAUUCACCUUCAUACAGAUAGAGAUAAAAGUAUUCAAAAAGUGGUGAAUAUCUAUAAAAAGCUUAGAUUCUCAGCUAUAAGAUACCAUACGUAUUGUGAAUAUAUUUUUCCAAAGAAUAAUUACAUGUUUUACAAUGUUCAUAUAAGUCAAUUAAUAUAUUUUCCCAUUUAAUUUUUACUUUUUUAAUAAAUAAGAUACAAUAAAAAAAAAUUACGCAUUCAGUAAAACAUUUUAUAUAGUUACAUACUACAAUCUUGUUAAUACUUAAAACUCAUUUUUACAGGCCAAUUAAAAAGCCUUGCACAUUUUCUCAAUGUUCAUUUAAAAAAUACUUUUCUUAUAGCAUUUUGUAUUUAUAUUAUUUUAAAAUAUUGAACAGUUUCCACCAACAAAUGAUAUUUAAAUUUCUUUUAGCUCUUAUUGUAUUUUACAAUGAAGAACUUUAUAAUAAUAUGUUUUUUUUAUUAUAUUGUUUUAAAAUGGUUUCAUUACAUUCCUACAAUAUCCAAAUGUUAUUGACUGAAGUAUUAUAUUCUUUGAAUAUGUUUUUAAGUAUCAUAUCAACUUGUUUUAAACACCAUAUUGUUCCAGUUGAGUAUCAUUUAAUGUUCUGUAAUUGUUUUAGUUGUCUCUUUUUGGAUUUUACCAAUCAUAGAUGCUGUCUGUAUGUUUGCAAGUUUUGGUUGGGAGAGUAAUGUUACAUUGUUAAAAUAAUAUAUUUUAUAUUCAUUGGAAGCAAAAGCUUUUUCAAAGACUUGUACUUUUAUGAAUAUUUAAAGUUUUUUAUUUGAUAUAGAUUUAAUUGCAUGGAUUUUGAAUUUGUUUUAAACUAAAUUUUUAGAUAUUACAAGAAUAAACGUCAAGGGGUUAUAACCAGCACACUAUAAAUAUUAAAAAAUGUAUAAGUUAAGUACAGUAUUAUGCAAUGAUGUUUACUAAUUGUUUUAUAUGUUAUAUCACUGAGACACAACUUUAUUAGUUAUACAUAACUACACAUUUAUGUAACUACUGUGUAUUCUGAAUCUCAAUGCAAUUUAAUCCGUCCAAUAUAACUUUUUUAAACACGUUUACAAUUAGUGUUAUUGCACUAUUUAUAAAAGUAUAGAUUUACAAACUGCCUAGUUCUUUCAUGUUUUUACUCAAACUUGAUCUAUUUACUUUAUAGUUUAUAAAUGUAACGUUAGACUUGGUUGUCCCAAAAUAGAAUAAAGAAGAUUUUGCUGUAAGAUCUUUUAGUAAUGAAAUAGUAUUUUUAUUGUUGUUAUGUACAUGAUAAUUAUUACCAUAAUGUAAAAUAGGUAUGUACAGAUUAUAAAUGGUAAGAUGACUGUUGCAAGAAAGUUUUAAACAAUUUUUACACAUUAAAUCCGUCCUACAAGA